AUGAACGAGAGUAAGAGAAAGGGUGACAACACGCUGGACGACUCCAAUUCGGAUUUCGAGGAUGAUACAGACGACAGUUCAUAUCAGUUCGAAUUAUCGGAUUCGUCUGAUUCUGAGGAUUCCGAAGAUGACGAAAACAGUGAUGAUGAAUCUCCUCAGCCAUUGGUAAACAGUCCAAUAGAUUGGAAGGAGGCUGACUCCUCAUUCGUUCCGCGAAAGACAAUUCCGUCAUAUAGAAAACCAGUGAUUUGUUUGAAAGACGGUUGCAACGAAAUUGAUUCGUUCUUUUCAAUAUUUCCUAAAAGUUUAUUUAUGUGGAUCGCCGAGUGUACUAAUGAACGCCUUAAAAUUUUGGAGUUGAAAAAUAAGAAGAAGUAUGCUCCAACCGAUUAUCACGAAAUAAUGAUAGUGAUAGGAGUAACAAUCAUUAUGUCGUACAACAGAGUGCCGUAUAUGUCUAUGCUCUGGUCUCAAAAUAAAUCACUCAGAAACGAGGCCGUUGUAGCAGCGAUUUCGAGGGAUAGGUUUUUGCUACUAUACUCAAAGAUGUAUUUUAAUAAUCCCAAAAAACCUGCCAACGCAGGGAAAACAUAUUACAUGGAUGAGUUGCUUAGCUGUUUAAAAGGGACAUUUCUUCGUGCGAGAUCUGAGGCUACAUUCCAAAGUAUCGACGAGUGUAUGAUGAAAUGUAAGGCCCGCACUUCAUUGAAACAGUUCAUGAAAGACAAGCCCACCAAACGCGGCAUAAAAGGCUGGGUGAGAGCCGAUGCUGAAUCAGGAUACGUGUACGACAUCAAUUUGUAUACUGGCAAAUCAUGUGGAAACGAGGAAGGUACAUUGGGAGAAAGGGUGGUCAAUACGCUGUGUAGUACCAUACGCGACCCUGAUGUAGCAAUAGUAAUGGAUCGUUUCUUCUCGUCGGUUCGCCUCCACCAAACCAUAAAAUUUCCUAUCGUUGGUACUGUUAUCACCAAUAGACGAAACCUUCCAAAGAUGCCAGGCAAAUUAUCGCGAGGAGAUUCAAUGGCCAAAUGCACAAACACGGGCGUUAUUUGUUACAAAUGGCAAGAUACCAAAGAGGUUACUUUAUUGAGUAAUUGUCAUAGCCAUAUUAUCGAAACCACUCAACGAAAACAAAAAGACGGUUCGUAUAAGACGUUUGAUUGCCCACAGGCAAUUAAUUUUUAUAACAAAUUCAUGGGAGGCGUAGAUAAAGCUGAUCAAUAUUCUACCACGUAUGAGGUAGAUCGUAAGAGCACAAAGUGGUGGAAACGGGUAUUCCACAGAUUAUUGCAGAUUUCAGCAGUUAAUUCAUGGAUUUUGUACAAGCAGUUAAAAAAGAAGGACAUUCCUCUGAUUUACUUCUUGAUACCACUGGCUGCGCAGUUGAUAGACAUUGGUAAAAGUGCUUCAACAAAUGCACGGAACACAUCCACCGGGCGUCCACCAAAAAAACCGAAAUUCACGACUAUCAUAUCGCAUCAGCCUGUGGAAAUUCGUACGUCUCGUAGAUGUAGACACUGCGGCAGCAAAAAAAUCCAAAAGCGUACCUCAGUUCUAUGCAACACUUGCGACACACCUUUGUGUAUUUCAUGUUUUGUACCAUAUCACAAAUAA
Bradysia coprophila is the source of this 1617-nucleotide messenger RNA. Its product is annotated as piggyBac transposable element-derived protein 4-like. The record is from RefSeq and is a predicted model, not a curated record. NCBI's taxonomy places the organism in Eukaryota, Metazoa, Arthropoda, Insecta, Diptera, Sciaridae.